GCCCUUGUCUCGUAAGCCUCAGCGAAAAGACUAGGAUCAGGGUCCGCUUUCACACACACACAACGACUAAGCGCAGAGUAUAAGAACCGUGGUCGGACCUCCGAUUACUCUGGUCAUCACUAGACACUCUACACUGUUACCCCAUUCAAGUCACUCUCACUUGAUUCGACUUGAUUCGCAUACAUAAACACCCGCCCAUACAAACAAGUGUCCCACCAUCACUCUACGGAUUCCGUUGAUCGGACCCCGAGCAGACGACUAUAUAUCACACCCUCACCACACACAACCACAACCACCACAAUGGAUAUCGCCACCACCUCCCGCGCAUACUUUGCCAUGCCUUCUCCCAGCCCAGAUGAGAAAAUCUCCCUCCAGGCCUCAAACACAGUCUACACCUACCACUGCCUGUGCAGUCAUCUCCUCCUCGCAACAACCACACCCCUGCCCUCACUGCCUACACGCCGCCACAGCCACGAUGCCGCACACAUCAUGCCCCUACCUCCCCCAGUCCCCGUCGCACGCAAGAACUCUACGGAUAACUCCGCCACCACGCACGACCACUAUGGCCUCCUGCUGUCCACUCGCCAAGAGCGCCAAGCCGAGAUCAUCACCAGCGACUCAGGCUUCGAAAAGCGCUAUCUCCAGCGCUGCGGCCGCUGCGACCUCGUCGUCGGUUACCAACUCGACUGGCAGCAAUUCUCCGUCGAUCGCACCGGAAGGCGAGAUGAUUAUGUCUUCUUGCUCCCGGGUGGCUUCGUCAAGACUAGCGACAUGGUUGCGAACAAGAUGGCUUCCGCCUCUGCAUCUUCGUCAAAUCCCAUGGGCAGCACCGUCAACGUUACAGAAGUAAAAGUCUGAGGCUGACCAAGAUCAUCGACGACUUUUUCUGCUCUAUCUAUCCAUCUAUUCUCAGCUUGCCGCCUCGGGGAUGGUGUUAUCUCGCUUGCUCUGCAUGC
This is a messenger RNA of Bipolaris sorokiniana ND90Pr, 956 nucleotides long. RefSeq lists its product as uncharacterized. Bases 301 to 858 code for a protein of 185 amino acids. NCBI's taxonomy places the organism in Eukaryota, Fungi, Ascomycota, Dothideomycetes, Pleosporales, Pleosporaceae. The transcript has a single exon. The record is from RefSeq and is a predicted model, not a curated record.